Molecule: messenger RNA, 744 nt
Organism: Malassezia sympodialis ATCC 42132
Lineage: Eukaryota; Fungi; Basidiomycota; Malasseziomycetes; Malasseziales; Malasseziaceae
Exons: 2
Coding region: 1-744 (247 amino acids)
Cellular component (GO): endoplasmic reticulum membrane; endoplasmic reticulum
Source: RefSeq, a predicted model, not a curated record
AUGCGUGUAGGACUAGCUGUGCUGAGCUUUUUCGCCGUACUCGUAGCGCUAGUCCGUGCCGAAGCGCACGAAGAUGCCCCUGAACUAAAUGUACUUACGACUUUCCCUAACAAUCCGUUCAACAGUGCGUAUACGCUGCACUCACAGACAGUUGUGAAAAAUGGCCAGGCUAACCGGGUUGUAUUCUCCAUCAAGACGCCGCAGUCGACGGAUCGUGCGCUCACGAUCGAGUCUCUUACUGGUGCCUUUCUGGAUCCCUCGCGUGAAGAUGGUCACAAGAAGCGCGUGCUCCGCAACAUGACGACGACCCGUCUCAAGGACGCGCAUCUGCUGACGCAGGGCCAGUCUCGCCAGGUGCCUUUUGACUUUUUCUCCGAGUUCAAGCCGCAAAAAUUGGAUAUCGAGUUCCGUGCUUUGGUGGUGGAUCAGUCGUCGUCGAAUAAGUACAAUGUGCCGCUCUACCGCGGCUCUGUCACGGUGGAAGAACCGCCGCAGAGCCUGUUCGACCUGCAGCUGUUGUCCGUCUACGCCACGGGUCUCGCCCUGGUGAUACUCAUCGGCUACAUUCUCUUCGAGAAGUACGGUGCGUCCCUGAAGCGUAGCUGGAAAACCCCUGCGUCGAAGCACAAGGAGACUGCCAAGCCUUUGGCGCAGCCCCUCGGCAAAAAUGGCAAGUCGUACGACGAAGACUGGAUUCCGAAGCAGCCCACCCUGCGCCCUCGCAAGCCUCGUGGCCGCAAGUAG